AUGGCCGGCGCGGGGGAAAACUGGUUCUUCGGAAGGCCGAGGCUUGGGUUCUUCAAGGACUCCGCAGCGCAUGUCUUAAAUCACGCCCCCUUUGUGCGAGGAAACGUCCAAGAUUUUUUUGCCCGCGAAGGGGGGCCGCGCGCACACCGAGUACUUUUUAGCAAUAUAAAACAGUGCCGCCGGUGUAAAAAGGCGUGUGCUUUGACGCUAUCCUCGUGCAACCGAUGUAAUGCAUCCCUGGAUGAUGUUCAGGUGACGGAAACGCCCAAUUUAUUCACCGCCUUUGUUCUUGGUAUAGAGGACAGUGGGCACUUUCCGCUUCGAAUUUCCAUUCGAUAUGAAACAGAGUCGUGUCUUGUCUUUGAUGAUCCGCUUGCGCUUUCACCAGCGCAUUUUUGUGCCAUUCCAACAAUGGAUUUUAUACCAGAUUGGCGUUAUCUCCUUCAGGCUCCAAAAGAGGGGCUUGAAAUAGUACAGGCCCUAGUGAAUGCAUCCCACAAGGCGUUCAGGGAACAAUUUCUUGCCGAUCCUGAAUGGACCUCCUCUAUUUUACGUGAUUCGGAUUUACUUGAAGCAAAGCACACCCUUAUUGGAUUUAAUUUUCCACCUUCGCAGAAUCAAUUACACUUGCAGUAUAUAGCACCACCGUUAAUACCUCACCAAUAUUUCAUGUACUUACUGGGUCAGCACUUUACUUACAAUCGUUUUUUCCCUUUGAGCUAUGUUCAAAAAUGCCUCACUGAACUUACCAAAAAAACUGAUUCACUGAAAAAAUAUCAUUCACUUGUACACAUCCCCAUUGAUGAGAUGUUGGAUAUUUUGGAUAACGAAUGUAAUCUUUCAUACAAGGGUGAGCACGCUAAGUUCUUCUCGCGUGUUGAAGAGAUGCAAAAACGCUUUGGUAAUUGGGGUGAAGACAAAUUUCAAGGGGUGUAUCAAUUACCCGAAAAUGAUGGAGACAAGAAAGGAAAACUCUUGUUCAAAUCGUUCUCUGGCGGGAGUUUUUAUAUCGAUGAGAAUCUCGCAUUCGCUGAAGAAAAAGAAAAGCUGCAGAAUUACGGAAGACCUUACGAUGAGGAGGGUAGACCUAGUGGAGGGUUCUACGCAUUUCCAAAGAGAUUGGAGGAUCUCAAUGUUUGGUCCUGA
Molecule: messenger RNA, 1146 nt
Organism: Trypanosoma rangeli
Lineage: Eukaryota; Euglenozoa; Kinetoplastea; Trypanosomatida; Trypanosomatidae
Exons: 1
Coding region: 1-1146 (381 amino acids)
Source: RefSeq, a predicted model, not a curated record